Messenger RNA from Entrophospora sp. SA101, 165 nucleotides. Lineage: Eukaryota; Fungi; Glomeromycota; Glomeromycetes; Entrophosporales; Entrophosporaceae. The record is from the annotation of a GenBank genome assembly.
AUGUUGGAAAUUAGUUUUGCAAGAAGUAGUGAACCUGGUGAGCUUGUAUUGGUGUCUCAAUUAACACGUACACAAUCUAGAAAUAUAGAAGAUUGUAUUGAUAAGUUGUAUGAUCUUAUAACAAGGGCUGCUGAAAUACCGAAAGGACAGACAAAGAAAAACUAA